Talaromyces amestolkiae is the source of this 372-nucleotide messenger RNA. RefSeq lists its product as uncharacterized. Lineage: Eukaryota; Fungi; Ascomycota; Eurotiomycetes; Eurotiales; Trichocomaceae. Bases 1 to 372 code for a protein of 123 amino acids. The transcript has a single exon. The record is from RefSeq and is a predicted model, not a curated record.
AUGGCAAAGAGAUUCCUUGCCAAUCACGGUCUUGCAAACAACAAAGCCAUCACCGCAGAUUUUCGUCGCGACUUACAACAACUGAUAGCCAAGGCCGAACUUGCAUCUCAAAAAGAUACGGAACUAGUGAAACUGCGGCGUGAGAACUCGCAGCUCAUGACAGAGGUUUUCAGGAACCGAGUCCGCUCAGAGUCCCAACAAUCCCAGCAAUCCCAGCAAUCUCAGCAAUCUCAGCAAUCUCAGCACAGUCCAGUCUACAGUGCACAGCAAGCUGCUUCCGCUACUCCGAGUUGUCCUCCCAGCAGGACUGAAAUCUCGAAAUUGGAUGUGUCAGACAAAUCCUGGGAUCGAAUCAUAAGUGAGGCUUUCUGA